Geodia barretti is the source of this 357-nucleotide messenger RNA. The record is from the annotation of a GenBank genome assembly. Lineage: Eukaryota; Metazoa; Porifera; Demospongiae; Tetractinellida; Geodiidae.
AUGGUGAUGGUCGAGAUUCGCCAGACCGAAGUCUACGCUCGCUGGUUCAGGCGGCUUCGGGACAGGCAGGCCAGGGUGAGAAUCGACAGCCGCAUCCGUAGGCUGUCCCUGGGCAAUGCCGGCGACGUGAGGCCGGUGGGUGAAGGCGUUUCAGAGAUUCGCAUCGACUACGGACCCGGCUACCGGGUGUACUUCGUGCAGCGAGGGGAAGUCCUGGUCGUCCUUCUGGCCGGAGGCGACAAGGACAGCCAGGAGCGGGACGUACGAAGGGCGCUGGAGUCUGGCAAGGGGCCUUUAGGAGAGAGUAGCUAUGGCAAGGACGCAGACCCGUCCGUGGGACCCGGCGGAGCACCUUGA